Molecule: messenger RNA, 2305 nt
Organism: Suillus paluster
Lineage: Eukaryota; Fungi; Basidiomycota; Agaricomycetes; Boletales; Suillaceae
Exons: 4
Coding region: 1-2196 (731 amino acids)
Source: RefSeq, a predicted model, not a curated record
AUGGCUCCUACAUCUACACUCAUGUUGUUAUCCGCAAUGCAUUCGACCACCGUCCUUUCUGAACCCUUCGUCACUCCUUCGACUACCCCGCCCGUCGGCACGACUGUCCUUACCCAUGACCUUUGGAAGGGUGGCCUCGUCUUCGCGGUCGCUAUCGUAUCCGUGGUGGGCUAUUUCUACCGUCGUCGUCGCAAAGACACUAUGUCCAAGCCCAAGGCCCCCAACCUUGUGCUACCAGCCAUUCUACCCCGCGAUGGCUCAGUUCUUUGCUCGCCGUCCGACAUGCCGUACACAGCAUCUUUGAACUGCGAUCAUCCAAUACUCCAGUCUGGAAGGAAUCAACUCGUCAAGCAUGCUGUCUCCACAUGCAACGUUGACAUAAUUUCCAUGAUCGAAACCGGCACUGCGGAGAUCAAUCAGGAGACUGAGGACGAACUGCAUGUCGGCAAAUACAGGGAGGUGGAUGUUACGGAGGCAGAUUGUGAUCGUGGAGUUCAGUUUCGAAUCCCUGCUAUCGCUAUCACUGUCACGGACGACAAUUUCGUCAGCCCAUUGUCUUCCCAGCGUGCCUUAGGUCUGUUCGACAAGAAAGAGUAUGGACCUGAACACGAGGAAGUCGAUGACGAUAUCUCGAUUUAUUCCUCGGAAUCGGCAGAUACCAGUCUCCAUGAUUCCCUGCUGUCAGAGGCCGCUGAACCUGACGUAGACGUCCCCGAGAUCACCUGUGAGUAUCACAUGACUGUCGUUGCAUGCGAGCCGCCGGCUCGAUCAUACGACUUUAACAUUCAAGUCGUCGGUACAACGCUUCGGGGUGGCGCCUUCCUUACUCUACCAGGUUCUUUGCCCUCUCCUUCGAUCAUUCCUGCCGGGUCACGUUCCCCUGAUGCCCGCCGACACGGUCUUGUCGAAAUGUCUGACUUGGCCAGCGCACUCGCAGUCCAGCUCGAUUACCCUCCCCUCGACACAGUUCUUCAGGCAUUCGACGUGCCUUCCGUCCCUCCCACUGCCCGUCGCCAUGGCCAGGUGGAUUUCGCCAGGUACGCGGACGCCCUUGACGUGGAAAGCGGCUUCCUCCUGCGAUGUCAACAUUCUCUUCCCGUAUCAGAUCUCUUCGAGGAAGAGGAGGAGGACUGUCAGGAUAUCAACUCUCGUCUUAUGGACGAUCUUUUGCAGUCUAUCGAUGACGAGGUCGAAUUUUACAGCAGCUUCGACUGUGACGAAGAGUGCGACGACAUCUUCGACGACUCUUGUUCAGCGAACAAACACGUCUCUCCGACAUGGGACUACUUAGACUUCCUGGAGGACGAGACUCGUUCUUUUGCCGCCGACGAGGAUGUCGACUCGGCUCUGGAGAUGGAUGGCUGCAACGAACAAUUUUCUCCAAUACCCGAGUAUUCAGGAUUCCUAGGCGACGAUAUACGCACCUUUCAGGGUUCUUCCGAGGCCUGCAUCCCAGGCUCCUUUUCCAAACAGGGUGAGUACGGUCCCGACGACGAGCUCACAUCAGACCUUCAGCAGCUCCCAACGGACGCGUUGGAAACAUCUCUGAACCAUGUCUCCGGUGGUACCUCAGAGUCUGCGAUUCUCGACCUUAUCCGACUUCUUGACGACCAGACUGUUCUCCACCAACAGCCUGUCUACGGUUCAAUCCCAGAAGUCAACAGCGACGGAUUCAACCUCCUUCGGUUCAUUAAUGAGGACUUGCGACUAUCCGCCGAUGACGAGUACCCAAUUCUCGACUUCGAUCGUGACGACGAUUGCGACGACGACGAUUGCCCCAAGUUUCCCGUGAUCGCGUCUGACUCCAAGUCCUCGUUGUCGGACAGUGAAGAUGGAUAUACCGACGACUACGGCUCGACUCCAUCCCUGGCUUCCGCCUCGGAUAUAGACUCAGAAGAUGAAGAAGUCAUCAUCGCUCCAAUGACAGGUCACACCAACCUCUUUCUCCGUGGCUCUAACCACCGUCGCUCACCCGCUGGAUGCUUCUUGGUCACUCCCGGCACCCCGACGCAGUGCGGCGACCUGGUUGAUGCAAGCUCGUGUAUCAAUGUAACUGAUGGUGAGCCACGAACGCAGAGUUUCUUCAAGUCCUUCCUCAACGCCUACGCUCCGUUCACCGACGAACAUUGGUCUGGGAUCCCGACCGAUGUCCACCCCGCGUCUACGGGACUCUCAGAUAUCAGCCUUGAUCUUUGAUUCAGUGGCAGUGUCAUGACACCGUAGAGUCUUGUAUCGAGGAAUCCGUCAGGGGCACAUCUUGCCUAUCAUUGGACUUCCGCCUGUCCACUGUCGAAUGCCACCUCCC